UGGUCCUUCAAGAUCAUAUUGACUUAGAGUGUUUAAAAGCGGGCUAUAACAUUACUGUGAGAUUCAUACUUCUCUCUACUCACUGCUUUGGAACAUGCAGUUUCAUUAUACGUACUUCGUAAGGAGUUGAUUGGGUGACUAACACCCCUACUUUUUGGGCUUCUUUGGUCUACACAUACUGUACAGUGUAGUUCUAUGAAAUGUGCCCCUAAUUCUAGAAUGUUCCGGAUUUAAUGCUACAAUUCUCUCUGCCUCGUUCCCAGGCCCCAGUGAGUAUGAAGGCGUUGUGCCAAGCAGCGUGGCUGUGGACGGUGGCAUUUGGUAACCUGUUUGUCAUCAUCAUAGCUGAGGGCAGGAUCUUUGAGAACCAGGCACUGGAAUUCUUCUUCUUUGCCGCCUGCAUCGGAGGUGUGGCCAUCCUAUUUGCAGUGAUGUCGUUCUUCUACAAGUAUGUGGACCUCUCCACCUACAACCAGCUGCAACAGGAGGGGGAGGGAGAUGAAGUCUCCUCAGACGAGACACAGGCCCUCAUUCUCUCUCACGACAAGGAACAAGAGCAGAAACAGGGCAGAGAGAAGAAUGAGAAAGGCAACGAAAGUGAAUUCUGAUUAUGAAUAAUCCAAUGUGUUCUAUUAACUUAUAAUCUCUGUUUUUGUCUUCACAUUAUUUUUUACCGCACCUGU
Molecule: messenger RNA, 683 nt
Organism: Geodia barretti
Lineage: Eukaryota; Metazoa; Porifera; Demospongiae; Tetractinellida; Geodiidae
Source: the annotation of a GenBank genome assembly